AACUUUACAUCGUACAUGUUCCGGAUACGACGUAAGAUUAGAAGAAUGCGUUCAAUUAUUGCCAAUACCAACAGGAAACAAGGACUCUUUUCGUAUUUUAACAUGGUUAAGUCCAGCAGCAAACGACAGGUUCAAUAAAAAUGACUUCAAAGGUAUAAUGAAUCAGUAUUAUGGUAUUGAAAGCUCGCAGAUACAGAACAUCAAUAUACAAACAGUUCUAAGGGUAUUUGGAUUGCCUUCCUAUUCAGGAACACCGAUAUUAUAUCAUUUAGUUCAUUCAAAAAUUGUUUUAACUCCAGAACAGAGUUUUAAUAUAUACUAUAAUACAUCUUCAAGUUCGAGAAAUCUUCAAGAACUCAUAUAUUUUAAGCAAUCCAAAGCAAUAACAUGGAAUAACAUCACGUACACUAUAAUUAAGACUACAUCACGUCCAUUAUCUUGUGUUGGGAAAAAAAUUUACAAUCAACGCAGUUAUACAGUUAUUGACGACGAUAAAAUUCAAAUAAACUCGACUGGGAAAACUUAUGAGAGAUCACAGUACUACGGUGAUAUUGGAAAUUAUGUUGUGGUUUGCGAGGAAUACAUGCCAAACGGUUGUCAGCUGACCAAAGUUGGUCUCACCAAGAAUGACGUCACCAUAUACAAGAAUUUGGCUUUGAAAGUGAAGAACACUAGAAUGUUUUAUGAUCGCGGCAACUAUGAAGUUUCUAACGGCUUAAUUUCACUAUGCAAAACAAGAGAAUCUUCCACACCAACUUGUUCAACUCGAGUGUCAUGCAAAGGCCGCUGCAGUAACAAGACAGAAUGGCGAAACAUUGUCGAAAUGACAUGCUCAUGUGAUCAAGAUUGUCAUAAAGUUUUCGGAGAUUGUUGUUCAGAUUACACAAAGUAUUGUGGAGCGCAAACAUCUGGAGAAACACCGAGGAAGACAUAUAACUACACAUGUGAGGACUUUGGCAAUUAUGAUUCAUCAUUUUGCACAGUCGCAGACGGAGUUUGGAUGGUCAGCGGAUGUACAUAUGAAUGGCCUCGCGAUUCAACGCGAAGCAAGUGUGAGAUACCAAUAAAACAGCUCCCACAAUCAUUGGAUAUCUUAACAAAUAUCUUUGGUUAUCUUCCAGUGAUAUCCAAGGAUAAUACAACAUUUCGUAACAGGUAUUGUGCAAUUUGUAAUAAUGAGAUGGAGUACAAUUAUUGGCCGCUGAAAUUUAAAUCUGCAGUAAUGCCCCCGGAAACUUCCAAUAUAACCAAAAUUAUUCGCUUCCUGGAAAAAUACAAUGCGCGGUUCGGUGGCGACGUGGGACCAGCAGCAGAUCAAGCUAGGCGAUACUGUUUGAGAAGCAUUAUCAAUAAAUGCCCACCAGGUAAAGAGGAUCCAUCGUGUGAUUAUGGAAAUCUUAAUUUAGUUUCAUUCGGCAAUCUUCAUUACACUAACACACGUUGUGCAGUGUGCGAUGGUUUAUCCAAAGAUAGGGUGAGCAAUCUUCAAUGUUUUCCAUAUGAAAUUAGUAAAACAUGCCCCAGCGGUUGGCAAACUCGGUCGUUAUCCAUUGUACUUGGACACAAGCGAAGACAGAAUGAAGUUAUUCGUUCAGUCCCCAUAUACGAUGAAAGAUGUGAAAAAAAAGGAUUGGUCUAUGAUGAUAAAUUACAUGUCUGUCGUGUUAACUGGUUACCUUCACCAGAAGAAAAUGGAAGGGAAAUAUUUUAUGUCUUGUCUUGGCUACAACCAUCGCAAAAUCAGUUUGAAAUAUUAUUUACAGCAAUGGAUUUUCAGAACUCGCUUUCUAAAUACUUAAACAUGACACGUGAACAAUUCUUCUACAUCAAUAUUUCAGUUCUACCUGACACGGAAGUUACUGAUCGUCAAACAUCAAUAAUUCAGUUCUACAUUGUGGAAACAAAGAUCAUCUUAACACCACAACAAAGUUUGCAAUUUCUAUUCAACACGAUAAAUGCCACUGAGUUUGACAAACGAACUCGUGAAUUUAUAUACUUUAGGGAAGAAUUUUCUCUUCAAAUCAAAAAUUUAAACUAUACCAUCAUCAAAACAACAUCCCGACCCCUUGCUUGUGUUGGAAAGGUAACAUACACUCCUGAAGACUAUAUUUUACAGCAGAAUGAACGUGUUUUGAUACGAAACACAAAUGAAACUUUUGAACAUUAUGAAUACUACCGAGAAAGGAAAGAAAAACUUAGUGCGAAACAAGGAAACAUCACAGUAUGUAAAAAAUAUGUUCCCACAAAAUGUAAUGGAACUGAAGUUAUCUAUUCACCACAAGAAUAUAACUUGAUGAAUAACCUCACUAUCUACGUAUUCAAGACAUUUCGUACCUAUUACUAUGGAGAAUAUGAAAUUCUUUCAAACUAUUCUGUAAAAACUUGUCAAACGUUUGUGGUAAAGUUUGUCAAAAGAAUUCGUGAAGUGCACAACGAAGCCCUUGGAUAUAUCACAUUUGUCUUUUUUCUCAUCUCCAUAAUUUUCUUGACAUUUCUUCUCGUCACCUACAUCAUAUUCCCUCAACUACGUACUUUGCCAGGUAAAAACAUAAUGAACUUCGCCUUUACUUUGCUAUUGUUUGAAAUAUUCUGGCUCCCCACAAACUUUACCAAGGUAACUGAGAACGAAAAUAUCUGUAAAGCAUUUGCAAUCAUCGAACAUUAUUUUCUACUGGCGUCUUUCUUCAGCAUGGUUGUCAUUGCUCAUCAUACUCGAAAGGUGUUUGGAAAAAAACUACCUGCACCAAAAAUGUCGCCGGGACACAAACGAAAGCUGUUUUACGUGUAUUUGUGCUUAGUAUGGAUCAUUCCUGCCUUGUUUAUCGCAAUUUGUGUCGUCCUCGACAGCGAAGAAAUAAUAAAUUUGGGUUAUGGAGAGAGGGAUAUUUGCUGGUUAACGGGAACAAAUUCCUACGUUUAUUUUGUAACGAUACCUGUGAUACUAAUGCUGAUGUUUAAUGUCGUGGAAUUUGUGAGAACCGCUAUACAACUUCGUAAACACGCCCAGAAUCAAGCAGGUCUAACUGCAAGUGGAAAACGAUCUUCAAAUCUCAGCAUUUACAUUCGUCUUUCAACCUUGAUGGGUUUUACAUGGUUAUUUGGUCUCCUGGGUCAAGUGGUGACGUCAACAUCUGUGUUUUACUAUCUUUUUGUUAUAUUUACAUCAUUAGAAGGUUUUUUUGUAGCAUGGGCCUUUGUUUUGAACGCUAAAACUCUAAAUUUAUAUAGACAUCGCUUCAGAAACACGGAUAAAACUUCGAGCAGCAGUCGUAAUCCCACAAGGAAAUUGUUAUCCAAGUCUGAUCACAAGGAAACAAAAAUGUAAAUAGUAUUCUCGUUGUUAUGCAUUUUUAUUAUGAUACUGAACUAAUAUUAUACGUUCACAGAAACGCUGAUAUUAUGUUAAUGUGUAUUUGUCUUGAUUGUAUUAAUGUUUGCAUAACAAUACAACAUUAGUUAAUCAUUUGUAUGAAAUAAUUGUUAAAUUGUCGUAGCACAUAUAAUUAUACUGUAUAGUCUUUGUUUAAA
This is a messenger RNA of Xenia sp. Carnegie-2017, 3528 nucleotides long. RefSeq lists its product as uncharacterized. The record is from RefSeq and is a predicted model, not a curated record. The transcript has a single exon. The coding region runs from base 158 to 3325 and encodes 1055 amino acids. Gene Ontology annotation, molecular function: G protein-coupled receptor activity. Gene Ontology annotation, cellular component: membrane. Lineage: Eukaryota; Metazoa; Cnidaria; Anthozoa; Malacalcyonacea; Xeniidae. Gene Ontology annotation, biological process: G protein-coupled receptor signaling pathway; cell surface receptor signaling pathway.